Messenger RNA from Gloeophyllum trabeum ATCC 11539, 1268 nucleotides. RefSeq names its product peptidase M22, glycoprotease. Gene Ontology annotation, biological process: tRNA threonylcarbamoyladenosine modification. Gene Ontology annotation, cellular component: cytoplasm; EKC/KEOPS complex. Bases 88 to 1185 code for a protein of 365 amino acids. The transcript has 8 exons. The record is from RefSeq and is a predicted model, not a curated record. Lineage: Eukaryota; Fungi; Basidiomycota; Agaricomycetes; Gloeophyllales; Gloeophyllaceae.
UUCGACGCGAGUCAUGUCAAUGGCACUUGCCUCAGUGACUUGCACUCUCACCUUUCACGCAGAGCUUAGCAGAUUCGUUCUUCCAACAUGCCUGGACGACUUCGUAAAGUCUCGCCGCUGAAGAAGCCCGAUCGGGCGUACUAUGCAUUGGGUCUUGAAGGAUCUGCCAAUAAACUGGGUGCUGGUGUAAUAAAACACGAUGCGGACGGCUCGUCUGUUGUGCUAUCCAAUAUACGCCAUACACAUAUGACACCCCCGGGGGAGGGGUUCCUUCCGAGGGAGACAGCCCAGCACCAUCGACAAUGGGCACUGACAGUGAUCGAAGAUGCGGUCAAGCAGGCCGGUAUCUCUAUGCAUGACAUAGAUUGCAUAUGUUAUACCAAAGGUCCUGGGAUGGGAGCUCCCCUAGUCUCCGUCGCUCUCGUCGCCCGCACGCUUUCCCUACUAUAUGACAAGCCUUUAGUGGGGGUAAACCACUGCGUAGGCCAUAUUGAAAUGGGGCGGGUCGUCACCGGUGCACAGAAUCCCGUCGUCCUCUAUGUCUCCGGCGGCAACUCGCAAGUGAUCGCGUAUUCUAAGCAGCGAUAUCGCAUAUUCGGAGAGACACUGGAUAUCGCGGUGGGGAACUGUCUAGACCGAUUCGCAAGGGUCAUCAACUUGAGCAAUGACCCCUUUCCUGGGUAUAACAUCGAACAAGAAGCAAAGAAGGGGAAACGCCUCCUACCGCUGCCAUACACUACGAAAGGAAUGGACGUGAGCCUCUCAGGGAUCUUGACUGCAGCAGAGGCGUAUACACAAGACAAGCGAUACCGCCCGGACGCUCAGAGUACUCUCGAUGAAGAUAUCAUCACUCCCGCCGACCUCUGCUUCUCGUUGCAAGAAACAGUUUUUGCUAUGCUUGUAGAAAUAACUGAACGUGCCAUGGCGCACAUCGGUAGCAGGGAGGUUCUAAUUGUAGGCGGUGUCGGUAGCAAUGAACGCUUGCAGCAGAUGAUGGGCAUAAUGGCAUCUGAGCGAGGGGGCAAGGUGUUCGCUACGGAUGAACGGUUCUGCAUUGACAAUGGUAUCAUGAUCGCGCAGGCUGGCCUUUUGAGUUUCAGGAUGGGACUUACGACGCCCAUUUCAAAGAGUACUUGCACACAACGGUUCCGGACUGACGAGGUAUACGUUGCCUGGCGAGCAUAAGAUGAACAGAAUUUCGUAUUAUUAUCUAAGAUGUAUUAUUAUCCUGUAUCGUGUAUGCAAUGUUAACCCAUACUAUACGAUCG